UGGUACCGAAGGAUUAUCUAUUUUCUCAAUGCCUGGCUGACCAUUAGGUAAGGGCGUGAUAGACACAAUGGAUGAUGGCACAAAAGAAAAGGCACAUCGAUAUGUGCUAUUUAAUUGUGAGACAGUCAACAAAUUUAUUGAAUAACACCGUAGACUUGUUUCCAUACAAAAUCCACGUCUUCGUGAAAUGGCCAUUGAUCGCAUUCAUAGUGAAACAUUUCCAACAUGGUUUGAUAAACAUGUUGAGGAAUUGCAUAAUGCAGGUGAUAGUCAAAUAACUGAAGAGCUUAGAUGUUUGGCUCAUGGUCCAAAUAGAAUUUUCACAAAAUAUAAGCGAUACUUGAUAAAUGGUUUUAGGUUCCAUACUAAGGAGAUUGAGCGAAAGAGGAAAACUCAAAAUAGUGGGAUUAUUGUCACGGCAAAAACACGAAGCUUUGCAAGUGGUAGAGAUGGAAAUCCGGUCUCUGGAGAUGUUACAUUUUAUGGCGUGUUAACAGAUAUAAUUGAGUUAGAUUAUUUGUAUGGGAAGAGGGUCGUGUUAUUUAAAGGUGAAUGGGUGUCACAAUCAGGGAAAAGACAAGAUAAAGAUUGCACACUAGUCAAUUUUGCAUGAUUAAUGAAAGAUGUUGAGCCUUUUGUGUUGGCUUCUCAAGCAGAACAGGCAAUGUAUGUAGAAGACCUGAAACACAAAGAUUGGCAAGUUGCUAUCAAGAUAAAUCCGAGAGAUUUUUAUGAUAUGAAUGCGGGGUCUUCUGUGGACAAUGUGGAGGCAUACUUGCAGAGUGUUGUAUGUAAUACACAAAGUGGUGAUGGGGACAAUAAUUUUGAUUUGGUUCGGACAGACAUGUCUGCUACAAUUGUAGAUGCACCACUUUCUCAGGUGUUGAGAGACAACAAUGUUCAUGAUGAUGGAGAUGAGGAAGAAUUAGAUUUUAUGUGACUGUUAAACUUAUUGAACAUUGCUAGUUAUUUAUAUUUGAAAACAAUUCUAUAGUUUCAUUUUGUUCUCUUUCUUUAUCAUUGUUUUUGUUAAUUUAAUUGAUUGUUUGAAGAAUGAAUAGUGCAUUUUUAAUUUAACUAUGUGAUUUGCAUAUGUGGCUACAAAAUAUUUAUUCACUAUAUGUUACAUUUAGUCACUACCAAGAUA
Camellia sinensis is the source of this 1147-nucleotide messenger RNA. NCBI's taxonomy places the organism in Eukaryota, Viridiplantae, Streptophyta, Magnoliopsida, Ericales, Theaceae. The record is from RefSeq and is a predicted model, not a curated record.